UUCUGUUUCCUGUUCGUGGUGCAUUGUGGGGCAGGCGGGACGCCAUUAGAUCGUAGAACAGAAGCCACGCGAGGAAGUUUUAAUCCUUUAUAGCCAAGAUGUCUAUCGGUGUUCCCAUCAAGGUUCUCCAUGAAGCUGAAGGACAUAUUGUGACCUGUGAGACGAAUACAGGCGAGGUGUACAGGGGGAAGCUCAUUGAGGCGGAGGAUAACAUGAACUGCCAGAUGUCAAACAUCACUGUAACCUACAGGGACGGCAGAGUUGCACAACUUGAACAGGUCUACAUUAGAGGAAGCAAAAUCCGUUUCUUGAUACUUCCAGACAUGUUGAAAAAUGCCCCCAUGUUAAAGAGCAUGAAGAAUAAAAAUCAGGGUUCAGGUGCUGGAAGGGGGAAAGCAGCUAUUCUCAAAGCUCAAGUGGCUGCAAGAGGAAGAGGACGUGGAAUGGGCCGAGGAAAUAUCUUCCAAAAACGGCGAUAACUUUUUGUUUUUGUAUAUUUUUUUUUUUUUUUUAAAGAAAUUGUUCCAGAUAUGUAACUGAUCAAAUGUGUUUUUUGUUUAAUAAACCUGUUUCUAAUGGU
Messenger RNA from Nanorana parkeri, 580 nucleotides. It is a transcript of the gene SNRPD3, whose product is annotated as small nuclear ribonucleoprotein D3 polypeptide. The record is from RefSeq and is a predicted model, not a curated record. The transcript is spliced from 4 exons. NCBI's taxonomy places the organism in Eukaryota, Metazoa, Chordata, Amphibia, Anura, Dicroglossidae. Gene Ontology annotation, cellular component: catalytic step 2 spliceosome; pICln-Sm protein complex; U5 snRNP. Gene Ontology annotation, molecular function: RNA binding. Gene Ontology annotation, biological process: RNA processing; spliceosomal snRNP assembly. The coding region runs from base 99 to 479 and encodes 126 amino acids.